GGUUCAAGUAGCACAGCACUGCACUGAAGCGCCUCACAAAACCCUCAACAAAACAAAAACCAUUUGCACCACAAAAAUCAUCAUCUCAAUCCCUCAACCUUCCCUCAACCUUCUUCUUUCAAAUCAUGGAUUCUUCUUCCCAUCAGCAAAACCCUUGUCUCCUCAUUGCAGACAAACAAACCCAACACCAAGACCACCCUCUUCCCCUGUCCCCUCUCGCAACCCCCACCAAAUCCCCAUCCCCCGCCGUCCCUCGCAACACCUCGCCGCCGCCGGAGUUUCCAGAUUCCGCGGGGGUGCGCCGCCGCUGCAAAACCAGAGCACCCCAAACUGCGUCCCCGAGGAACCCUCGCAAAUCGCGGCGGCGCUCCGAGCUCGAGAUUCGAGAAGAAAAAGAUUCAAUCUUUCUCGAAGAGGUCGGAAAACCCAGAAAGAGAAGACAAACCGCGCGAACUAAGAAGGAGAAACCUAACUCUGCUCCGCCUUCAACCCCAUCUCCAAAGAGCGAAGAAGAAAAUGGUGGUGAUUUCGACCGUGUUGGGCAGGUUGUGAGUGAUUUGAUCAUGUGGAAGAAUUCGUCAAAGUCAACCUUUUGGUUUGGGUUUGGUUCUCUUUGUCUCGUAUCUUCGUGCUUUACUCAAGGACUCAACUUUAGUAUCUUCUCGGCCUUGUCGCAAUUGGGGAUUCUCUUAUCGGGUGUUUCGUUUUUCUCGAAUUCGAUUUGUCAAAGAAAUGAGGUUGAAGAGAAGAGGGAAAUCAAGCUGAAAGAGGAUGACAUUUCGCGUCUUGCGAAAUUAAUUCUUCCUGCUCUGAAUUUUGCUCUUUCAAGGAUGAGAGCACUGUUCUCGGGAGAACCAUCCAUGACCCUCAAAGUAGUUCCUUUUCUUCUACUAGGAGCGGAGUAUGGCCACUUAAUUACUAUCUGGAGGCUGUGUGCCAUUGGAUUUCUUGUCAGCUUCAGUGUCCCCAAGCUUUAUUCUUGCUACACUGCUCAGAUAAACCAGAGAGCUGAGGGCUUGAAAUCAUGGUUGUUGGACACAUGGAGUGCUUGCACUCGCAAGAAGAAAGUGAUGGCAUCAGCACUCAUGGCCUUCUGGAAUCUAUCUUCAAUAAAAACUCGAAUCUUCACAGUUUUUAUAUUGCUCGUACUAUGUAGAUAUUUAAGGCAGCAUGUGGUACUGCAAUUAGAAGAUGGAGAAGCACAAGUAGGAGAGAAGGAACAGCAAAAAGAUUUGGUGAUGGCAGAACUAGAGGAGAAGGAACCACAACAGGCAUUAGUUGUUAGGGAACAAGGGCGCCAAAACUAGUUAGCUCUUUGUUAUGGGAUGCUUCUUUGUCCCUAUUUGUUGAACAUACAUAAUCAAGAGUCAUUAGUCAGUCAGAUGAUUAAACUGAUUCAAGUUUUCACACAAUCUGACUUCCAAUUUCAACACGUAGUAUUGAUUUUCAAUAUUCAAUUGUGAGAAACUCAUUGUUUCUGUGCUAGCACUGAAUUCUUCACUUAAUGCACACCAAUCGGCGUUUAUUUGUACUUUC
This is a messenger RNA of Glycine soja, 1536 nucleotides long. Its product is annotated as reticulon-like protein B17. NCBI's taxonomy places the organism in Eukaryota, Viridiplantae, Streptophyta, Magnoliopsida, Fabales, Fabaceae. The transcript has 8 exons. Bases 126 to 1307 code for a protein of 393 amino acids. The record is from RefSeq and is a predicted model, not a curated record.